This is a messenger RNA of Gracilinanus agilis (Agile Gracile Mouse Opossum), 1259 nucleotides long. RefSeq names its product 26S proteasome regulatory subunit 10B-like. The record is from RefSeq and is a predicted model, not a curated record. Gene Ontology annotation, cellular component: cytosolic proteasome complex; proteasome regulatory particle, base subcomplex. Gene Ontology annotation, molecular function: ATP hydrolysis activity; proteasome-activating activity; ATP binding. NCBI's taxonomy places the organism in Eukaryota, Metazoa, Chordata, Mammalia, Didelphimorphia, Didelphidae. Gene Ontology annotation, biological process: positive regulation of RNA polymerase II transcription preinitiation complex assembly.
AUGGACAUUCCCAGCAUCCCCUAUGAGAGGCGUCUUCUCAUCAUGGCGGACCCAAGAGAUAAGGCUCUUCAGGACUACCGUAAGAAGCUGCUAGAGCACAAGGAAAUCUAUGGACGCCUCAAAGAAUUAAGAGAACAGCUGAAAGAGCUUACCAAGCAAUAUGAAAAAUCUGAAAAUGAUCUGAAGGCCUUACAAAGUGUUGGGCAGAUUGUGGGUGAAGUACUUAAACAGUUAACAGAAGAAAAAUUCAUCGUUAAAGCAACAAAUGGACCAAGAUAUGUUGUGGGUUGUCGGCGUCAGCUUGACAAAAGUAAGCUGAAGCCAGGGACAAGAGUUGCUCUGGAUAUGACUACACUAACUAUUAUGAGAUACUUGCCAAGAGAAGUUGAUCCACUGGUUUACAAUAUGUCUCAUGAGGACCCUGGGAAUGUUUCUUAUUCUGAAAUUGGAGGGCUAUCUGAACAAAUCAGAGAAUUAAGAGAGGUAAUAGAAUUACCUCUUACAAACCCUGAGUUAUUUCAGCGUGUAGGAAUAAUACCUCCAAAAGGUUGUUUACUAUAUGGACCACCAGGAACAGGAAAAACACUCUUGGCAAAAGCUGUUGCUAGCCAACUGGAUUGCAAUUUUUUAAAGGUUGUAUCCAGUUCAAUUGUAGACAAGUACAUUGGUGAAAGUGCUCGUUUGAUCAGAGAAAUGUUUAAUUAUGCCAGGGAUCACCAACCAUGCAUCAUUUUCAUGGAUGAAAUAGAUGCUAUUGGUGGCCGUGUUUUCUCUGAGGGUACUUCAGCUGAUAGAGAAAUUCAGAGGACCCUAAUGGAGUUACUGAAUCAGAUGGAUGGAUUUGAUACUUUACACAGAGUCAAAAUUAUCAUGGCUACAAACAGGCCAGACACAUUGGAUCCUGCUUUGUUGCGUCCAGGAAGAUUAGAUAGAAAAAUACAUAUUGAUUUGCCAAAUGAACAAGCAAGAUUAGACAUUUUGAAGAUUCAUGCAGGUCCUAUCACAAAACAUGGUGAAAUAGAUUAUGAAGCAGUUGUGAAGCUUUCAGAUGGCUUUAAUGGAGCACAUCUGAGAAAUGUUUGCACUGAAGCAGGUAUGUUUGCAAUUCGUGCUGAUCAAGAUUUUGUAGUACAGGAAGAUUUCAUGAAAGCGGUCAGAAAAGUGGCUGAUUCUAAGAAGCUGGAAUCUAAACUAGAUUAUAAACCUGUUUAAGUUAUACUUCAUGAAAGAUAUUAGCAUAAUAUAAAAAUAAAGUUGAG